GUCGUAUUACAAUAACUGUGAUGCGGUAGGGAUUUCGUGUUAACAAUUUACAUUUAGAUUCCUUUGUGUAUUUUUAAAAGCUAGUGUGUGUACGAGUUUUUUUUUUAUAAGAUAUGAAGUUAAAAAUUGAAUAGUAACUGGAAAAAGUAAACUCGCAGGUUCUCUACACCAAUGCAAUGAAGGCGACCAUCUUGAUCUUCAGCCUUUGGAUGGCCAAAGCACAGGCCGCAUGUCCUACGUCCUGCAACUGUACAGAAACGUCCGUAUCCUGCGUUAAUCAAAGUCUAGAAGCUGUGCCCAACCUAAAUAUUUUAGAAUUCAGUCCGAUCAUAUUGGACUUCUCUGGAAACAAACUGCUUUUCGUCGACGAAGAAGAUUUCACUUUCCCGAAGAAUGACGAAGUGAGAGAAAUAUAUUUGAACAAUUCCGGAGUGGCCGAUAUUGGUGAGGGUACCUUUGAUGGUUUGGAAAAUUUGCAAGAGCUUUAUUUGAGUCAGAACAUGCUUAGCAGUGAUAGCGUGACUUAUGACAUCAUAGCAGGACUGGACAAUAUGGUCUUGCUCGAUAUGUCCUAUAACUAUUUUAAUGGUGAUAUGCCGAUUAUAAAAUCUGACAGUCUUAAGGUUUUUGGUUUAAUUAACAGUAAAAUAUCUGCUAUACCUAAGAACGCUUUAGAAGCUCUACCUAACUUAAAAGUGCUUAUGCUUCAACAGAACAGUAUUAAAACCAUAUGGUUUGAAACAUUUGAGAAUUAUCCAGCAAAUAGUAUUUUCUUGAAACUAAGUUUCAAUUCCUGGACAUGUGAUUGUGACAAUCUUAAAACUUUUGAUUUAUUAGCCAGUAAAAGGCUUUUGGAAACUACAGAGUCGUAUCAGUGUUACGCGGAUGAUGAUAAAGUUAUGAAUAUUUUUAGUACUGAUGGAGCAAUAGAAAAAUUCCGUGAGGAAUGUGAUAAUAGUGAUGAGGAGGAUGAAAAGACGGAUUAUGAUAUUAACAAUAUGGUUGAUAAAAGAUCCAGAAAGGUUAUAAAAAAUAUGCUAACUGAAAAAAAUGACUUUUAUUCGCAGUUUUACAACGAUGAUGACAGAGAAGAGCUUGACAUAAGCCAGAUGAAUGACGAACAGCUAGAUGCUAUUUUACCUGAUAAUUGCUGGCAAAGGUUUCCAUUUGAUUAUAUAAAUAAUGGGGUUCUUUUAGUGGCAUUUAUAUCGAUUACCACCAGCUUUUUUUUGGGAUUUUUAGCUGGGGCCAUUUUUUGUAAAAUCAUGUAUAAUUUCAGGUAUAAAAAGUUGGAUCAAAGUUCGGAUAGUCAAGUAACUUUAUUAAGAGCCUAACAAUAUCAAGUUAUUUUCUCUCUGAUGAAAAAUUGUUGGGAACAAAAUACAACGUUUUUCAAAUAGUCAAAAAUAGCUGUAGUACUCAAACCGUUUUUAUAAUAUUCCUGUUUUUCUUUUAGUAUUCGUAACUUAGUUCACUAGUAUAGGGUAGAAAUAGGACAAUAAGGAACAACUAGACCUGCAUUUGUAAUAUUUAAUUUGUACUUCAAAGUUUUAUAUAUAAAAUAAACAAAUAUUGCCCGUACCAAAUAAACUUCGAUGCGCGUUAUACAUAUUCUCCUUAAACAACAACAACAAAGUGCAUAAUUAUCUUUAAAAACUGUAGAAAAGAACAAUUUUCGAUUGAAAAAGUUGAAAGUAAAUCAUAUUGGACAACACCGAAAACAAUAUCACCUAUUAUAACAGAAUUGAAGGGCCAGAAAUUUUAAUUUAUGUAGUUGGCUGUCCAAAUAUUUAUACCGUUGGCCACAAAAUCGAAAUUUAUUUGGUACGAGUUUUAUAAAGUAAUGUA
This is a messenger RNA of Anthonomus grandis grandis, 1848 nucleotides long. RefSeq names its product slit homolog 3 protein-like. The transcript has 2 exons. Bases 177 to 1334 code for a protein of 385 amino acids. NCBI's taxonomy places the organism in Eukaryota, Metazoa, Arthropoda, Insecta, Coleoptera, Curculionidae. The record is from RefSeq and is a predicted model, not a curated record. Gene Ontology annotation, molecular function: protein binding.